Gamsiella multidivaricata is the source of this 1311-nucleotide messenger RNA. RefSeq names its product PCI domain-containing protein. The transcript has 5 exons. Lineage: Eukaryota; Fungi; Mortierellomycota; Mortierellomycetes; Mortierellales; Mortierellaceae. Gene Ontology annotation, biological process: protein deneddylation. Gene Ontology annotation, cellular component: COP9 signalosome. The record is from RefSeq and is a predicted model, not a curated record. Bases 1 to 1311 code for a protein of 436 amino acids.
AUGGAGGAGGAAGAGGAUGAGGACUAUGACUUUGAUUACGAGGACGAGGACGGUGAGGAGCCUGACGUGGACCUGGAGAACAAAUACUACAACGCCAAGGGACACAAAGAAGACGAACCGGAGACGGCCCUCGUCGAAUUCCAGGGUGUGGUCGAAGCAGAGACUGAGAAGGGAGACUGGGGUUUCAAGGCCUUGAAGCAGAUGGUCAAGCUUUCCUUCAAGAUGGGCAACUACGACAAGACCUUGGAGUACUACGGGCAAUUGCUACCAUACACCAAAGCUGCGGUCACCAGGAACUAUAGCGAAAAGAGCAUCAACAACAUUCUGGACUUUAUCUCGUCUUCGUCGGACAUGGCGUUCAUGGAAAAGUUCUAUCAGACAACAUUGAACGCUCUGAAGGACGCGAACAACGAUCGUCUCCUGGUCAAGACAAACCUGAAGUUGGCUAAACUCUGGCUGGACAGGAAGGAAUACGGUCGUCUGUCAAAGAUCUUGCGGCAGUUGCAUGCGUCUUGCCAGGCCGACGACGGCACGGACGACCAGCGCAAGGGAACACAUCUACUUGAAAUCUUUGCGCUCGAGAUUCAGAUGUACACUGCGACCAAGAACAGCAAGAAGCUGAAAGCACUCUAUCAACAGUGCCUGUCUGUCAAGUCCGCGAUUCCUCACCCACGCAUCAUGGGUGUCAUCCGAGAGUGUGGAGGCAAGAUGCACAUGAGCGAGAAGGAGUGGGAUCAGGCGCAAACGGAUUUCUUUGAGUCGUUCCGCAACUAUGACGAGGCCGGUAGUUUCCAGCGCAUCCAGGUACUGAAGUAUCUGGUGUUGGCCAACAUGCUGAUGGAAUCACAGAUCAACCCCUUCGACUCACAAGAGACCAAGCCCUACAAGAACGACCCUCAGAUCGUGGCAAUGACGAACCUUGUGAGCGCCUACCAACGCAGGGAUAUUCGCGAGUUUGAAAAGAUUCUAAGGGACAAUCGGGCGACGAUCAUGGACGAUCCGUUCAUCCGGGCGUAUAUCGACGAUGUGCUGAAGAACAUUCGGACGCAAGUGUUGAUCCGGUUGAUCAAGCCCUAUACCAGGAUCGAAAUUCCGUUCAUUUCGCGCCAGCUCAACAUUCCAGCGCAGGAUGUCGAGGAUCUGUUGGUGAGUCUGAUCCUUGACAAGAAGAUUGCAGGCCAUAUCGAUCAAGUCCACCAGCGGCUGGAGUUACAGCGACAGACGACAGGAACGCUGAGAUACAAUGCCAUGGACAAGUGGUCGGCCAACCUGGAGACCAUGUACACAGCCAACAUCAAUAAGGUCCGCUAA